CUCACCAUCGAACCCAACCCCGAUUCCUACUCCGCUUCAUGCCCGUUGCCGCCCGACGUCUGCCAGUACAUGGCUCGCGAUCCCUUCCUAUUGUCAGUCGCUCUCUGGGCGACACUGCAGCUGGCAUGGACCAUCGUCCUGCUAGCAUCGCAACUCUGGCAGGUCGCGCGCCAGAUGACGACGUUCGAGGUCAGUAACCUCGGCCGCUAUGGAUUCAUGGGUGGCCGCGGCGGGCAGAGCCUUGCCGGUCAGAUGGGCCACCGCCAUCGCUCGAGCAGUGUCACGGGCGAGGACGCGUCGCUGAUGUCGGACGCGGCGACCACCAACAUCACGCAUGGCCACGGGCAUACGCACGGUCAUCGCCAUGGGUGUGCUGGGUGCGGGAGCGGGUUCCUGAUGCAUCUCCUCGGCUUCGAUCGCUUCACCAAGGGUCGGGCGGUCGACGGUCUUGCGAUGGCUGGCCGGGCAGCCAACCCCUUCGAUCUGGGUCUCGUUGGCAAUUGCAGAGACUUCUGGACCGCCGGCAGGGAGUUGGGCGUCGAGUACGACAAGCUAUACGACGUGCCGCUCGAGGGCUUCAAGAAGGCGAAGGAGCGUCGGCAGAGGGAGGAGGAGGACGAAGGCCUAGGCUCGUCCCGCAAGACGCGCAAGGGGCUCUUCAUGGGCCUCUCGCUCGGACGCGCUGGGAGCAGCCGGGGCGCGUACGAGCCGAUCAGUCAGGCAUGAGCCCUAUCGCCCUCUAUGGGCAGGUACACUAGCUACGCAAUGGACGCUUUCAUGAAUCAAUGUAUGAGGAUAUGUUCUAUCGACGUACGGGGUGAUGCUUGUCGUUGCUUGCUAAUUUAUUGGAUGCACUAUGCACGUCUGUC
This is a messenger RNA of Schizophyllum commune H4-8, 869 nucleotides long. RefSeq lists its product as uncharacterized. The record is from RefSeq and is a predicted model, not a curated record. The coding region runs from base 70 to 726 and encodes 218 amino acids. NCBI's taxonomy places the organism in Eukaryota, Fungi, Basidiomycota, Agaricomycetes, Agaricales, Schizophyllaceae. The transcript has 2 exons.